Messenger RNA from Rubroshorea leprosula, 3503 nucleotides. NCBI's taxonomy places the organism in Eukaryota, Viridiplantae, Streptophyta, Magnoliopsida, Malvales, Dipterocarpaceae. The record is from the annotation of a GenBank genome assembly.
AAAAACUUAAAACCCAGAAAUCUCACUUUCUUUCUCUCUCCGAGGUGCAUUUCUCAUGGUAUUUUGGCUUUUCUGAGAAUAACUGAGUGGCUGUAACGUGGGUCUUGUUGCCUUUUCAUUACAUAUCAUAUGUAACUGAUGCUGGGUUUUUGUUCGUUUUUGCGUUGGAAACGGAGGUACUAAGUUUCGGUUCUUCAUUUUUAGCGUAGAUUGAUUUCACUGUGACUGCAGAAAAAGCUAGUAUAUCUUGGCAGUAUAAAGACCCUCCAUUUUUUUUCAAUUUUUCUGGUGUCAAUUUUGGGGUGUAGUAGCUUUUGUGAGGUACCCAUAUAGCUACUGCUGGUGAUUUGUUCUUUUCCGAUUUGUUUGCUUGCAUUUAAUGUUGUUUACAUUAGAAAUUUUGUUGCUUGGUGAGGUUGAUCGAUCUUAUAGCUAAUAGGAUCACUGAUUUGUGAUAAGAAGGAACCAUUUGUGGGUUCUUCUUCCCUUCUUUACUCCCACAAAUUUUGGUUCUGUUUUGAGUUUUGGAGAGAGAAACCCAUUUGGCUGUUGUGGAGAUAGAUCUGGCACUUGUUACGUCUCUUAUGCCCCAUGAGUCCUUUUUUUUCCCCAUCUGAUUCAUGUAAGGAAUCACAGCUUAAUGCUCUCAAUCCUCAGUCUUGGCUCCAAGUUGAAAGAGGGAAACUUUCGAAAUUCUCCUCUCAGUCUUCAUCUUCUUCAUCCAUUGUGUCUUUUAUCAAGGUUCCAGAGCCGCCGGUUUUACCAUUCUUUAAGCCUGUUGAUUAUGUAGAAGUUUUAGCCCAAAUUCAUGAAGAACUCGAUUCUUGUCCUCCAGAAGAGAGAUCAAAUCUGUAUUUAUUGCAAUUUCAGAUCUUCCGGGGUCUUGGUGAAGCCAAGCUGAUGCGGAGAAGCCUCCGCUUAGCUUGGCAGAAGGCAAGCUCCAUCCAUGAGGAGCUUGUAUUUGGAGCAUGGUUGAAGUAUGAGAAGCAAGGGGAAGAGCUUAUUGCUGAUUUGCUUGCUACUUGCCGCAAAUGUGCAGAAGAGUUUGGGCCCAUGGAUGUUUCUAAGCUUGCAGUUGACAUAACCGACUGCUCACAAGAGACUGUUUUGAUGAGCAGGGGCCAUAUACUGAGAAGUGUGAGCUUUAAGAUUGGAGAUGAGAAAAUAGUCUGUGAUAGACAGAAAAUUGCUGCUCUUUCAGCUCCAUUUCAUGCCAUGCUUAAUGGAUCUUUCAUGGAAUCACUUUGUGAGGAUGUAGAUUUAUCUCAAAACAAUAUUUCUGCUUCAGGUAUGAGGGCAAUAAGGGAGUUCAGUAUGACUGGUAGUUUGAUUGAAGUGCCUCCUAACCUUUUGUUGGAGAUAUUGGUUUUCGCAAACAAGUUUUGUUGUGAAAGGCUCAAAGUUGCUUGCGAUAGAAAACUUGCAUCUUUAGUGUCCUCUAGAGAAAAUGCUCUGGAACUCAUGGAAUAUGCUACUCAAGAGAACUCCCCUAUCCUUGCUGCAUCAUGCUUGCAAGUUUUUCUACAUGAAUUGCCUGAUUGUUUGAAUGAUAAACAGGUGGUGGAUAUUUUUAUAAAUGCUGAUAAACAACAGAAAUCAAUCAUGGCUGGGCAGGCCUCAUUUUCACUUUAUUGUUUGUUAAGUGAAGUUGCUAUGAACCUUGACCCUUGUUCUGAUAGAACAGCUUCUUUGCUGGAACAAUUGAUAGGGUCUGCUGAAACUGACCACCAGAGACUGUUGGCUUUCCAUCAAUUGGGAUGUGUGAGGCUUCUCAGGAAAGAAUAUGAAGAAGCUGAACGUCUUUUUAAGGCAGCUUUAAAUUUAGGUCAUCAUUACUCUGUUGCAGGUUUGGCUAGAUUAGGCUAUAUCAAGGGUCAUAAGGUUUGGUCUUAUGAAAAGCUCUGCUCUGUGAUUUCUUCUUCAAAUCCACUUGGAUGGAUGUAUCAAGAAAGAUCAUUAUAUUGUGAAGGUGACAAAAGGUGGGAAGACCUUGAUAAAGCAACUGAGUUGGAUCCUACCCUUACUUAUCCAUAUAUGUAUCGGGCUGCUUCCUUAAUGAAGAAACAGAACGUGAAAGCUGCACUGACAGAGAUAAAUAGGGUUCUUGGAUUUAAACUUGCAUUAGAAUGUUUGGAACUGCGGUUUUGUUUCUAUUUGGCUAUUGAGGACUACAAAUCAGCCAUUUGUGAUGUUCAGGCAAUUCUUACUCUCUCCCCAGAUUACAGGAUGUUUGAGGGACGUGUGGCAGCAUCCCAGCUCCAUACUCUUGUGCAUGAGCAUGUUGGCAAUUGGACAACUGCAGAUUGCUGGCUGCAAUUGUAUGAUCGAUGGUCUUCUGUUGAUGAUAUUGGGUCUCUCUCUGUGAUCUAUCAAAUGCUUGAAUCUGAUGCAGCAAAAGGUGUUCUAUACUUCAGGCAGUCUUUACUUCUCCUGAGGUUGAACUGUCCUGAGGCAGCUAUGAGAAGUUUGCAAUUAGCUCGUAAACAUGCUUCCAGUGAUCAUGAGCGUCUGGUGUAUGAGGGAUGGAUAUUAUAUGAUACUGGUCACUGUAAGGAAGGUUCACAGAAGGCAGAGGAGUCUAUAAAAAUUAAGAGAUCUUUUGAAGCAUUCUUUCUUAAAGCCUAUGCCUUGGCUGAGUCUUGCGAAGAUUCAUCUUGUUUUUCAACUGUUAUCUCUCUUCUUGAAAAUGCCUUGAAAUGCCCUUCAGACAGGCUGCGGAAAGGCCAGGCACUUAACAAUCUUGGAAGUGUUUAUGUUGAUUGCGGGCAGUUAGAUUUGGCUGCUGAUUGUUACAUUAAUGCCCUUAAAAUCCGACAUACACGGGCCCAUCAAGGCCUUGCUCGGGUCUACUUUCUGAGAAAUGAUAAAGCUGCUGCUUAUGAGCAAAUGACCAAACUAAUUGAAAAGGCUAAGAAUAAUGCUUCUGCCUACGAGAAGAGAUCCGAGUAUUGUGAUCGUGAGCAAACAAAGGCUGAUCUGGAGAUGGUCACUAAAUUAGAUCCCCUCCGAGUAUACCCUUACAGAUAUCGAGCAGCAGUGUUAAUGGACAGCCAGAAGGAGAAGGAAGCAAUUGCAGAACUAUCAAGAGCGAUAGCAUUCAAAGCAGAUGUUCACCUGCUGCACUUGAGAGCAGCAUUCCAUGAGCAUGUCGGUGAUGUCACGGCUGUCCUACGGGAUUGUCGAGCUGCUCUCUCUGUGCAUUACCCCUCCUCAUGGUGGGUUCGAAACCCACCCUUGUAAAACUUGGUCAAAAAAAAAAUUACAUACCAUUUACAUGAGCCUAGAGAAACGAGAAAUGAGUCCACUUUCUAUUAUUUUGCUCAUGUUUAAUUAUUAUUAAUCAAUUAUAUCGCUGAUGUAAUAUAAUGAUUGUGAUAAACUCAUCUACUUCAAUGUAAUAAGCACAUCUAUUUUGCUAUUAUUGAAGUAUAUUAAAGGAAAGUGUAACUAUUAAAAUGCUUAAUAACAGUUGCUAUAGCAAAAUAUAAAAUCUUUAAUUUGUU